This is a messenger RNA of Suillus plorans, 804 nucleotides long. RefSeq lists its product as uncharacterized. The record is from RefSeq and is a predicted model, not a curated record. The annotation marks the transcript as partial. The transcript is spliced from 6 exons. Lineage: Eukaryota; Fungi; Basidiomycota; Agaricomycetes; Boletales; Suillaceae.
AUGGACUUCUGGCAACAUGCACUGGUCAAGAGUCCCAACGAUUCCUGGUUGUGCGACCACGGCCUGCUGGCCAGAAGGAGUUCUUGGGUUACCAUACUCAACCUGCUAGAAGUUUCAGAGUGUGGGCUUGAAGACGACUGCCCCAUGUUUCAUGGAAUCAAAGACUACAUCACACUAGUCGCUGGAGUUACCUUGACCGGGGCGGCUGCGACUAGAAACGAUAUCUCGGACAUAGCCAUUUGUUGGGAUGGCGGAAGACAUCACGCCAAAAAAGCAUGGGCUUCAGCUUUUUGUUACAUAGCUGAUUGCGUUCUCGCCAUUCUUUUCCUCAAACGAACAAUACCGAAACCACGUGUGACUCGAUGUAUCUCGACCUCGACCUUCAUUUUCCAGAUGCAGCGUCACAAGCUUUUCACAAACCCGGUUCCACGGCUGCUGCUCAAGUUCUUGAUUUUUCCCUUGUUCCCCCUCGCUUCCCUUCCGGACGUCGAUGAUCCGGCCUUCGAUCCUUUCACUUUAUCAGUGCCACUCAAAGCUCGUGCACCCAACAAAACAUUCCUCCGCAUUUGGCCUAUCAUCGAACAUGUCAAGGACAUCUUUCGACCUGAUUUCAUUAUAGUUCAGUGUGGCUUAGAUGGCCUAGCGGGUGAUCCCAUGGCAACCCUCAACUGGUCCUUAAGGCUCGCUCGGCUGGUGCAUGCAUCGCAUCAUCCGCGAAUGGCAAGGGAAAAAAUGUUACUUGGCGGAGGUGGUUAUGACACGCCCAAUGCCGCGCAAGCUUGGACAUAUCUCACCUCUGUGGCA